UUUGCUCAGCAACAACAGUAACUAAAGACGUCACCAUAUUGAGCCGAAACGGACAGAGAGUUGGCAGUUGAAUAUCGGAGAAGAAACGGAAGAAAUUGAGAAUGAAAGUAUUCAUUGUGUGCUUAGCGGCUUUAUUCCUAGCUUCCGCUGAGGGAUUGAAAUGCCCAGAAAAUAGUCGUGGUAAUCAUCCACAGUGUACAUGUUUAAGCGGAGGUGUUUAUGAUGUUAACUAUAACUGGUGUUCAAGUGAUUUGAAAGAGUUGGAUGGUGAAUGUCCUUCAGACGGACCAGGAUUCUACCCAAAUUGUAAUUGUGGUCUUGGAAAAACCUUUGAUAGAAACAACAAAAAGUGUACCGGCAUUGAUCGUAGCGUGUGCCCCAAAGGCGCUUCAGGAAUCGCUCCAAACUGCAAAUGUGAACCAAAAUAUGCUUUCGAUGAAAUUCAUUGGUACUGUCGCCCAUGGUAUUUGAGCACCACUCGCCCAACGACAACAUACAAACCUCCACCAGCGGUUCUUCGAUGCUCUGCAUACCAAUACGGAGUAUAUCCAGACUGCCAUUAUAAACCAUGCCCAAGCAACGCUCUCAACCCACAAGACCAUGAACCAUACUGCCGUUUCAAUUUUACUUAUGUCGAAUACAAACAUUGUGGAGAAGGUUUGGUAGGAAAUUAUCCCGACUGCUACAAACCAUGCCCAGCGUAUCAUCAUGGACGUUAUCCAAAUUGUGAAAGGAUCAAAUGUCAAACUGGACCCGGAUGGACCGGCCAAUAUGCUCCAGAUUGCAAGUUCACACCGACUUGCCCUGAUUCCCAUCCGGGCCAAUGGCCUCAAUGUGAUAUUUACAAAGCUACGCCAACAUACUUGCCACCGACCUAUUUGCCGCCUACCAAUCCACCCACGUAUCUCCCACCAACGACCAAGGCGCGCACAUACCUUCCUCCACAACCGGCCACUUAUCUACCACCAAAAUCUUCAAAAGCAUAAAUAUUCUUUUCA
This is a messenger RNA of Sitodiplosis mosellana (orange wheat blossom midge), 998 nucleotides long. Its product is annotated as adhesive plaque matrix protein-like. The transcript has 7 exons. Lineage: Eukaryota; Metazoa; Arthropoda; Insecta; Diptera; Cecidomyiidae. The coding region runs from base 102 to 986 and encodes 294 amino acids. The record is from RefSeq and is a predicted model, not a curated record.